This is a messenger RNA of Protopolystoma xenopodis, 354 nucleotides long. Lineage: Eukaryota; Metazoa; Platyhelminthes; Monogenea; Polystomatidea; Polystomatidae. The record is from the annotation of a GenBank genome assembly.
UUCUAUUAUGGCGUUGCGGCGCAGAAGUUAGCGUGUCGAGAAGAUAAGCUGCACUGCCAGAUUCCGGGUUCGAGUCCUGCUGGAGGUGUUGAUGCGGUCAGAUCAGGCGAGGUCAAAACGGCAGUCGACUCCAGCCUGGAUGAAAAUACAAUAUGGGAAGCUGGACUAUGUGAAAUUGAAGAGGAAGCAGCUCAAUUGAUGAGGUCUGAGAGCCAAAAAAAAGCUCUUAACGCAUACGCGACAAAUAUGGGCUUGCCCAAUAGAAAAUCACAUCGUAACUAUGAUUUGGUAGAUGGUGUCUGCGGCCGUGUAGCCACGAUGCCCACGCUUCUGAUGCGAGUCCCGUCGGGAUGA